AGCAAGUAAAGAAAUACAAAGACAAAUUUGUAAUCAAAAUACAAUUAGCAGCUCUUAAAUAUUAGUCAGAUUUUUUUCUUCUCAGAAGUCAUGUACUCCAGCCGAUUUGCUUUAUGUUGGUAGAGGUAUAUAUAGUUUCAGAAAAUUUAAAUAGCUUCUUGGCUGCUAGUUCAAGUAAUUAUUGUUCAAGAUGGAUUUCUUAGCACACAUGAAGAAAAGUGACGAAGCUGAUUCAAAAGAAAAGCUAAAGGAAAAACUAGAGCAAGCAACUAAAGAAAAAUCGCUAACGAAAACGUCAGAAGAAGACCUAGCACAUCACGGAUUUAAAAUCGGAAGAGUUCUCGGUGAGGGAUCCUAUUCUGCUGUUAGAUUUGCAACUUACAAAGGGAAAGAAAUAGCUGUGAAAGUAAUUAACCGAGAAAAAAUUUCUCAGGAUUUCACCUCAAAGUUCCUUCCUCGUGAAAUUGAAGUCCUGAGUAAAAUUAAGCACAAAAACAUCAUACAUGUUUUUAAAAUCUUCAACUACCCAAGAAAAGUUUAUAUUUUCAUGGAAUAUCUCGAAAGGGGAGACCUUCUUACGUACGUAAGGAAAAAAGGAUAUUUGAGCGAGAAAAAAACAAGACACUAUUUCAAACAGUUGCUGGCAGCAUUGCAGUAUUUACACAGCCUCAAUAUUGCACAUAGAGACCUCAAAUGUGAAAAUAUUAUGCUGGAUAAUGAAGAUAACAUUCGAUUGAUUGAUUUUGGAUUUUGCAGAAGCACAGUCUCUGGUAGUGGUCGAAGACUACUGAGCCAAACGUAUUGUGGCAGUACAGCAUACGCCGCUCCUGAAGUACUGCAAGGCACUCCGUAUAAUCCUAUGUUGUAUGAUGUGUGGAGUUUGGGUUGCGUUCUUUUUAUAAUGGUGACAGGAAGUAUGCCCUUCGAUGACAGUAACGUCAGAAAAAUGGUCGAAUAUCAGAUAAAAAGAAAAUUAAAAUUUCCUGCAGGACGUCCUAUAAACUCUGAUGUUAAAAGCCUCAUCAAGAACACGCUGGAACCUGAUAUCACAAAACGGAUCAGUAUCGAGAGAUUGAGUCAUAAUGAGUGGGUGAAAAAGGAUGAUGAAAUGUCAAAAGAUAAGAAAAAAAUUCAUAGAGGAUGGUAA
This is a messenger RNA of Parasteatoda tepidariorum (common house spider), 1147 nucleotides long. RefSeq names its product testis-specific serine/threonine-protein kinase 1. The record is from RefSeq and is a predicted model, not a curated record. Gene Ontology annotation, biological process: microtubule cytoskeleton organization; intracellular signal transduction; protein phosphorylation. NCBI's taxonomy places the organism in Eukaryota, Metazoa, Arthropoda, Arachnida, Araneae, Theridiidae. Gene Ontology annotation, cellular component: cytoplasm. Gene Ontology annotation, molecular function: tau-protein kinase activity; ATP binding.